AUGCUUAGUAAGGAUUUUGAUCAACAAUUAGAGUAUCAAGCGCAGCAAACAUUUCGAUCGGAUGCAUCUAGUUUACAGGUAGAUGAUGUUCUCGAGCCGAUUUUUAUCAAGAGUGAAUUAUCCUGGAGGUUUGAGAGAAAUACAAGGAUUAACCAUUUGGUGGUGUCAAAUAAUGUUUUUAUUUUACAUCUAAAUGAGAAAACGCUACAACGACGAUGUCCCGAUGAAGUCCCAAAAGACGCGAAAGUCACCUCGACGUAUCAAGAUGCACAGAUACCCGAUGUUAUUAGUAAAGUCUUUCUCGAUCCCUUUGGCCGUAUAGUGCUUGUCUCAACGCGUGACAAACGUGACAUAUAUGUGCUCGUCUCUUCACCGAAUUCGUUGAAACUGAACAAGAAGCCGAUUCGACUAGGAACCAACUCGUCAUUUGUUCUCGCAUCGGUAACUUGGUGUAAUCGGUUUAUACAAACUCAAAAUGAUGUCGUGGCACUUCUUGCCGGACAAGACGGACGUAUUUUCGAAGUACUAAUUCGUAACGAUGGUGAAUUAUUAUUCUCGACUGAAGUCUACCCGAGUUUCAAAUCGAUUAUGGAUUCCAUUGCUGACUCAGUAACAGGUAUCUAUUGCGAUGUCAAAUCGGCAUAUGAAGACAAUAGCAAUGUAUUUGUCGUUAUCACAACGCAAAAAGCUUUGUACUAUUUCGAGCAGCAGAUUGAUCCAUCGCGUAAAUCGGAUUAUUUCACCUCAUUUUUUUCGUUCUUUCGCGAUGCUUCACUGCCUGAUUUAAAAUAUCGCGAAUUUCCCGGUGGUACGGCUCAGAGUGAAAUUCAACUAUUUAUUAAACGAAAAUCGGAAACGAAACAAUUGUUGUACAGACAAUUCGCAUGGAUAACUGGUGCUGGACUUUUCUAUACUGAAAUCGAUCCGAAUAAUGUACAAAAGUCGUUUCUUGAACGGAGUCGAAUCAUCUACUAUCAUAUUGGUAAAAUUAUCAAUGAAAACGACGAAGAAAGACCGCCGAAAUCGGUAGCAUUAACAGAAUUUCAUUGUUUAAUGAUGUUUCCACACGAAAAUCAAAUCCGAGCUGUGUGCACAGUCAACGAGAAAAUCGUGAUGAUCGACGGAUCAAUGGCAAGUGGCACACCAGUUUGUUACGCACGUGAUCACAUCCGUGAUCAAUUAUGGGCGUGUACCGAUGAACAUGUUCUUCGCUACACAAUCAAAGAUGAACGUCGUGAUGUGUGGCGUGUUUUCAUGCAGAAGAACGAUUUUCAGAAAGCGUAUGAAACUUGUGCGAUAGCCGAUGAUGAUUUAGAAACUGCUCGUAGACAGCGUUCAAUCAAUUCUCGUCAUGCCGAUCAUCUGUUCAACGAAAAAAAAUAUACACCCUGUGCUAACAUUUAUGCUACAUCUGAUACAUCUUUUGAAGAUGUCACAUUGAAAUUCUUCGCAUUGAGGGAUAAAGAGCCACUUCGAGAGUACCUGCAAGCUGUUCUACUAAACCUCCAAGCAUCUGCGGAUAGCACACAAAUAACUAUCUUAACGCUAUGGUUAACUGAUUUGUUCCUGAAUGAACUUGAUGAAUUACGUCAAACGUAUUCGACAACAACGAAUCGACGCAAGGCAACAUCUACAACUGCCUCGUCAAGUCUUCAACCAAACGAAGAAAUUCUAGACGAAAAGGGUCGUAAGGACAAAUUCGAUGAAAUUCGUCGAAAAUUUCGAAAUUUUCUGAGUAAACGAGAAAUUCAACCGUGUCUAAGACAGCAUCGCUUAGCUAUGUAUGAUCUUCUUACAAGCCAUGGUGAUUUAGACGAUCUAAUUCUAUUUGCUGAACACGUUCAAGAUCACGAACGAGUCAUUCUACUCUAUCUCGAACGCGAGGAUUAUAAAAAAGCAUUGGACACACUCGAACCAUUGAAUAAUUAUCAACUUCUGUACAAAUAUUCUCCGACAUUAAUUGAAAAACUACCAGAACAACUCAUUACAGUUUGGCAGAAAAAAUACAAUGAUCAUUUUGAACCAAAGGAAUUAUUACCAGCAAUGAUCGCAUAUUCACGAGCAUUUCCAAAAGGUCAAGAAGUCUUGAAGUUCCUCGAAUUCUGUCGCUCAAGAAAUUGUACGGAGAAGUCUAUUCAUAACUAUCUUCUAUCGGAAUACAUCAAAUUCAAUCCAAGUAAAAUCAUGCUCUAUCUAGAAGGUCAAACUGCAGACCCAUUGGCGAUCACUUAUGAUCCAAGAUACGCUUUGCGUCUUUGCAUUGAUAACGAUCUUAAAGAAGAAAGUGUCUUUCUCUAUCGUUUGUUGAACAUGUAUGAAGAAGCAGUUGAUACUGCUCUACAGGUGGAUGUGAAACUAGCUGAAGAGUGCGCAUCGACUGCGCCCAUCAAUGACGAACGAACAAAGAAACUAUGGCUUAAAAUCGCCAACUCAGUUAUCACCCAAGGUCAUGAUCUCAAUGAAGUUAUGCAAAUUCUCGAAGACUGUGGCAACGAAUUGCUCAAAAUCGAAGAUGUGCUUCCUCUAUUCGCAGAUUUCGAAACCAUUGAUCAAUUCAAAAAACCGAUUAUUAAUUCCCUAGACCAUUACAACGAGCGUUUAACAUUCCUUCGAAAUGAAAUGAACGAUGCAUCAAAAUCCAUCGAUGAAAUCCGCGAUGAUCUUGCAAAAUAUCGUACACGAUGCGUAGCAACGAUUGAUUCCAAUGAAAUCUGUUCACUAUGCAGUCAACCUCUGAUGAUCCAAUCUAUUUUCUAUAUAUUCGCAUGUGGACAUUAUUUUCACGGUGAUUGUUUGUUUGGCUACGUUCGACGUAUAAUGGAACGAAAGGACAAACGAUCCUUGAAUGGCGCUGGUAGUGAAGCAAUAAACCAAUCCAAUCCGAGUAAAACUUCUGGUAAAACAACGAUACAGAAGGACAUCGAUCGAGUGAAUUACUUGCAAAGCAUUAUAGCAAGUGGUAGUGCUCCUCCGUCACGUGAUAUGGAAAGUGUUCAGCAAGAAUUGGACAAUCUUGUCGCUUCGCAAUGUAUCUUAUGCGGUGAAACAGCCGUUGAUUCUCUUGAUGAACCAUUGAAGGCGAUUUUAUAA
Messenger RNA from Adineta ricciae, 3090 nucleotides. NCBI's taxonomy places the organism in Eukaryota, Metazoa, Rotifera, Eurotatoria, Adinetida, Adinetidae. The record is from the annotation of a GenBank genome assembly.